UGAAUUUAGUGCCCAUUCAUAUAGUACAUUCUACACAACCACUACUGUCAUUCAUGUUUUGACAAAAACGUCAUGUCAUAUGGUCAGAAAAAAACGCAACCAAAACAAAACAGAGUUUGGAUCCAAAAUUCAGUAAAUUUUAGAAAUUUACUUAUAGAAAAUGGGAGGCCUGUUCAGCAAACAAAAGAAACCCCAGAGUAGGAUAACGGAACAUGACAAAGCUGUGCUGCAAUUGAAGCAACAACGGGACAAAUUGAAACAAUACCAAAAACGCAUCGAAUUGUCAUUGGAAAAGGACAGGGAAUUAGCGAAAAAAUGUCUGGCCACUGGUCGCAAAGAUCGAGCUCGCAUGUUACUACGCAAAAAGAAGUACCAAGAGAAAUUGUUGACCAACACCGAUUCACAACUGGAAAAUUUGGAAAAAUUAGCGUCCGACAUUGAAUUCGCCCAAGUAGAAAGAGAAGUGCUCGACGGGCUAAAGGUCGGAAAUACUGCCCUGAAAAAGGUCCAUGAAAUCCUAUCGAUUGACGAAAUUGAACGGAUAAUGGACGAGACGAAAGAGGGCGUUGAGAAGCAACAGGAAAUCGAUUCGAUAUUGAGCGGAGCAUUGACGGAAGAUGAUGAGGAUGCGGUACUAGCUGAAUUGGAUGAACUUGUGGCAUCAGAAGAAGCUGAUAAGGAAACAGGCAUAGACGAGGAAGUUCCAGUGGAUGAGGACUUAUCGGAAAAAUUGCCGGACGUUCCUACCGAUUUGCCAGAGAAACGACGGAAGGCCGAGAAAGAAAAAUCAUCUGCUAAAAGAAUCGCUUUGGAGGCAUAAUGUGAAUUCGAACGGUAACUUUAAGUGUAAAUAAACUGAAGUCGAUUUUACCAAGCGCUGAUAAUAACAAAAAAACUCUACUGUUGAACAAUGAAAAU
This is a messenger RNA of Bradysia coprophila, 918 nucleotides long. It is a transcript of the gene Vps20, whose product is annotated as vacuolar protein sorting 20. Gene Ontology annotation, biological process: late endosome to vacuole transport via multivesicular body sorting pathway; vesicle budding from membrane. Lineage: Eukaryota; Metazoa; Arthropoda; Insecta; Diptera; Sciaridae. Gene Ontology annotation, cellular component: multivesicular body; ESCRT III complex. The record is from RefSeq and is a predicted model, not a curated record.